AUGCGGCGGCGGCAAUCGACGCUGGCUGAGCGAAUGGACGCCCAGCGUUUGCGCUACAUGGAAUUGAAGCUUCGCUCCAACAGAGACAGCAUCGCGCAGUUGCGUUGUCCGAACAACGCUGACAAAGCGAGACCUCUCGAGAACGAAGCGCCAUCGUGCCACCUCCACUUGGAACUCCCCAUGGAAGUCCAAAACUACCUUGCCUCCCUUGGACUUCGCUUUGAGUCCAUCACGACGGAUGAAGCCCUCAGUCGAGCCGUCUCUGCGCUCGCAGUGCGCCUCUACAAGACCGACCUCGCCCUGGAACAAUCCAUCCUUGCUUCAACACCACACGCAUCCAUGUAA
This is a messenger RNA of Aphanomyces invadans, 345 nucleotides long. RefSeq lists its product as hypothetical. The coding region runs from base 1 to 345 and encodes 114 amino acids. The transcript has a single exon. Lineage: Eukaryota; Oomycota; Saprolegniomycetes; Saprolegniales; Verrucalvaceae. The record is from RefSeq and is a predicted model, not a curated record.